This is a messenger RNA of Otolemur garnettii (small-eared galago), 854 nucleotides long. It is a transcript of the gene SPP2, whose product is annotated as secreted phosphoprotein 2. Gene Ontology annotation, biological process: bone remodeling. NCBI's taxonomy places the organism in Eukaryota, Metazoa, Chordata, Mammalia, Primates, Galagidae. Gene Ontology annotation, cellular component: extracellular region. The transcript has 8 exons. Bases 117 to 731 code for a protein of 204 amino acids. The record is from RefSeq and is a predicted model, not a curated record.
AUCAGAGAGAGGCCAGGUCACACUUGAUAAAGGCAGCUUUUCUCAGGAAGAAGAGGCGUCCCAAACUCACGGAAAGACAAUCUCUCAGGCUCCCAAUUAAAAUCAUCCCUCCCAGGAUGGAGAAGAUGGCCAUGAAGAUGUUGAUUGUGUUUGCCCUUGGAAUGCAUGACUGGUGGUGCUCAGGCUUCCCGGUGUAUGACUACGACCCCUCCACCCUGAGGGAGGCCCUCAGGGCCUCUGUGGCCAAGGUGAAUUCCCAGUCGCUGAGUCCGUAUCUGUUUCGGCCGUUCAGAAGCUCGUUAAAGAGAGUUGAGGCUCUGGAUGAGAACAAUUUGGUCAUGAGUUUAGAGUUCAGCGUUCGAGAGACUACAUGCAGGAAGGAUUCUGGAGAAGACCCAUCCACGUGUGCCUUCCAGAGGAGCUACAGCGUGCCAUCCGCUGUGUGCAGAAGCUCCGUGCAGGUGUCCAUGGAGCAGGUGCAGAGCGUGCGGGCCCGCUGCAGCUGGGCCUCCGUGUCCGACUCCUACAGCAGCGAAGAGAUGAUUUUUGGAACUAUGUUAGGAUCUCAUAUAUGGAGGAAUAAUGAUCUCUUUGGUCUCAUUUCUGACGAAUCCAGAAGCGGACAAUUUUAUGAUCGGUCACUUGAGAUCCUGAGAAGGGCUUUUCCUCCUGGAAAUAGGAGGUACCCAAACUAUCGGCACAGAGCAAGAAUAGCUGCUGGCCUGGAGUAACAGGCUGGAGGAAAACACAUUGGAAGGAAGAGAAGUCCCAACGAAGAAAGAUAUUAGAUCAAUUCUGUGAUUGUUCUUUUGAUCAGUUCAGGUCUGUAAUAAAUGCCUUACUUUUUCCUGCAA